Penaeus vannamei (Pacific white shrimp) is the source of this 2392-nucleotide messenger RNA. Its product is annotated as musculin. The record is from RefSeq and is a predicted model, not a curated record. Gene Ontology annotation, biological process: sensory organ development; positive regulation of transcription by RNA polymerase II; axon development. Gene Ontology annotation, cellular component: nucleus. Gene Ontology annotation, molecular function: E-box binding; protein dimerization activity; DNA-binding transcription factor activity, RNA polymerase II-specific. Lineage: Eukaryota; Metazoa; Arthropoda; Malacostraca; Decapoda; Penaeidae.
AUUUGGUCAGUGGGCCGCCAACCCUUACGCUGACUGGACGUGGUUUCAGUUGCUCCUGCGAAACGGCGCGGGACGUCUUUCUCACGGGAGCCAGGAAGAUCCUGACGCUGCGUGAGGCAACGUGCGAAGAGCCCUUGUUUGAGCACCCUUCCUGAUCCUUCUCGAGGAUGACCAAAAAAUCCAAUCAGGCGGCAGCGAGGGACGGGGGACGAGCCUCGCUGGACGACAAAUCCAACGCGGACAGAAAUCAGAACGACUCCAAAGGAGGGUCGUUCGCCGGGAAGUACCAGCUGCGCCCCCGCUCCCUGCAUUCCCGCCGCCGAUGCGACGCCGACUGGAACAUCCAGGACAAACGGAAGCCCAAGUCACGGCCGGCGCCUCUUUCCAAGUACCGCAGAAAGACCGCUAACACGCGGGAGCGGCACCGCAUGCGGCAGAUCAACUGCGCCUUCGAGAAAUUACGCGAAAUGCUCCCGCGGUGCAGUGCCAGCCGCCGUGGAGCCGCCUCCGACAUGACCAAGUUCACGACGCUAAGACUCGCCUCCGCCUACAUCAAGGCGCUCCAGGAGAUCCUGGACGCCAACACUCGGCAGGACGCGCCGGACGAGGUGUUCCUCGACGACCACCCCGCCAACUCGGGCCGCCAGGACAGCUGUUCGUGGCUGCUCCCGCCCAGCCUGGAGGACGACGCGCCCUUCUUCCCGGAGCCGCAGCUGGAGCUCUACCCCGACAGACCCGUGAGACUGCCGCAGCACCGCCAGGACGACGACGGCGCCGUCACGGACUCCGAACUCGCAUCCCUCCUCUGUGACUCCUCGGACUCGGGCGUCUUCGAGGACAACCUCGAGUCGUUCUCGUACCUCUCGCCGGUGUACGGGCCGGACGAGGUGGCGCUGCUGCUGCUGGAGGCCGAGACGUCUUCCUCGUGGUCCGACCUCACCUACACGAAGUUCGCCAUCUCCUAACACGUGUCUUCGGAAACGCAGUGGAGUCGCUCGCUCGGCCCCUCUGGCGGAGGCUGACGUUCUGAAGCUGAGUUCGAUGCUUUUCCUUGGGACGCUUCUGCUGCAGAGGCUGAAGAAGUGGCAUAGUGAGAAAUUCUGAUAAAAGAUUUUACGGUGAAUGAUAACAGAAGUAAUCAAAGUUCGAUUAAUGUGAUGUGUGUGUGAAAUUACCCUUUUACCUUGAAAAAAUUAUAUAAAGUAAAAGGAAAAUAUCAUUUAUCAGGAUUUCUUUGAUAUCUCACUUCUUCGGAUUCCCAGAAAAAAAAUCUACAGUAAACAAUGAUUCUUCGUUACGUACUAAUUACAAGCAUUAAAUAUGAAUACGAAAUACAAGGAUCAGAUAUGACUAUUAGCGUGAAAGAACUAUAAAAGAAUAGAGAGAUUUAAAGUGAAAGAAUAUAGAAGAAAAAAAAACUUUGUAGCCUUAAAUUUGUACAGCACUGUACAGCGUUAAGAAACUAUAUGAAUGUGUUUUAAGUCUAAUAGCUAUGUUUUAAGUGUCCGAACAGUAAUCACCUACAGAGACGAGGUAAAUUGACCCUCUUACACUUUCCUCAAGGAAUUUUUACUGCCUUCAUCAUCAGUUGGGAAGAUUUACGAAGUGUCUUCCAACACCAGCGUUCAAAAUAUGAACAGCGAACGUCUCAUUGCUGAAGCGUGGAAACCAUCAUCAAGCAGUGAUGGGGAAGAAGAUGCAAUAUAGUUUAUUAGUGGCGAUGAGGAUGGUAAAAUUAUACUCCAAUUCUUUUUUUUUUUUUUUCUUCUUUUUUAUAGUGAUGAAGAUGCACUUGACAUAUUUGUGAUGACACACGACAGGUCGAUAUUAUGCUAAUUACAGUCCUUUUGAUAACUGACCUGUGGAUGAUGAUAAUCAUUUGAAAUAUAUUUCUGAAUCAUUUGAAAUAUAAUUUUAUUCAUUCGUGUUAAAUUAAUUCAGUUGUCACUAUCGUCUCAAGUGCAUAUUCACCUGGAUAGCGAAACUAGUAAUAAAGAUGGAAAAUAUAUAUAAAGAAAGAUAGCGGAACAUACUUCACCUUUCAUGAGUUAGUAGUGAAGAUGAAGGUUUUGCAAAAUAUCCCCUGACAUAGAUUUUUUUCUUUUUUUUUAAUCAUAGCGGAGACAAAAAAGGUUUUUGUUUUAUAUUCAUUUCAUUCCGACACUUCGUCAGACUCAUGUCAAGAUGAGAUCAUUUUUCUAGUCAACGCCCCUGUGCCAUAUGUAGAUUUCCUUUGUUCAUUUGAUUUUAAGAUUAUUCUAUUUCAUUUUUUGUAUAUACAUGGUUGCAAUAUCAUCUGAUUUAAACAUUCAGUUUGUUUUGGAAAAGGAAAAAAAAAUACAUAGCUUUUUAUAGGAUGAUGUUGAACAUCUAACUGAUAUCAAUAAAUCGA